Lymnaea stagnalis (great pond snail) is the source of this 3391-nucleotide messenger RNA. NCBI's taxonomy places the organism in Eukaryota, Metazoa, Mollusca, Gastropoda, Lymnaeidae. The record is from the annotation of a GenBank genome assembly.
AUGACGGAAGAGCAAAUUUACAGAAAUUUUGCUACAAAAUGUGAGGAUAAAUAAAUUAUUAUUUUAAAGUGUUUUAUUAUUUUUUUUUAAAUUUUGAAAAUUAAAUUUGUUAACAGUUGAUUUUUCUCCUACUGUCAUUUUGUUGUAAAUUUUCAGUGGUCAUUGUUAAAUUUUUAUGUGGAGAAUUCCUUUACCAAUCAUCUAAUUUCAAUGUAAAUAGUUAAAUACUUUGGCUUUUAACUGUAAAGGCAUCCCAUUCAAAAUAUGUGAAACCUUUCUUAGAAUAAUGUUUUUGCUAGUAAUAAAACAGUACAAAAUUGUACCCUAGGACAUUUACCUUGAUGUUUUCCUGAUCAUUCAACAUCUGAUAACAUCAGAAAACUAUGAUUAUUUUGUCAUUUUCCCAGUGUAUGAAAAAAAAAACUAGCUGGAAGCAACUGAGGUGUGUCUUGUGUAUCCCUGUAACACUUUUGGAAAUUGAGAUUAAAAUACCUUCUCUUGUUCAUCUUUUCAAGUGUUAGUUAGUGAAAUGCUCCUCGGUUUCUUCAUUUACAUGACAGAUAUUAAAUUGAACUAUGUGUAUUUUGUUACUAAAGGAGAUCACUUUUAAAGUGAGAAAAUCUUAAUUUAAGAACAUACAACACACACAUUUUCAAAUAUCACAAUUAAAGUAGUCAUUUUUUUUAAUGCAUGUAAUGAAUAUAAAAAAAAUCUCCUCAGACCAAGUAACAACAGCUACAUCUGUCUUCAUUUAUGCCAAUGGAAUGACUGCAGACAACUAUACAAAGGCAGGCUUUACGCCUGUUUUUAGAAGCUCAUUCGGUAACAGUUCGGCUCUGUUUAAAGAGGCAGUAGCAGUUUGUGGUGUGGGAGAAGAACUGUGUAUUUAUGAUUAUUUAGUGACUGGCGAUAAAAGGUUUGCGGCGAACACCAAAUCUACACAAGCCUUUUCAAUCACUUCGAGAAAGACUCUGGGUAAGAUUUUAAAAGACUUAGGCAUUAUUUAUGCUCACUUGAAAGUGACGCAACUUUUUUUCAUAAAAGCUAUUUUGAUUUUUUGCACUUUGUGAUUAUUAUUGGUUGUAAUCACUGCAUUAUUUCAGAUUUAAAUUUAAUAAUGAAACAGUUAAAGUGAUUGCACUAUAUUAUUUAUAAGAAUUAUACAAUUAAAAAAAUGAAUUACUAUUUAUUACAAUUUUUUUAAAUCAGAAAAUCACAUACCAAACAUCACAGUUGCGAAUGGCACAAAAUUUGUCAACCAACGCUGGUUUGUACAGGACGGUGCUGUCAACACACUGAAGUUUACAGCCACUGACAAUGAUGGAGAUUUGCUGAUUUAUUUGCUGGAUGGAAGCCCUAAAGGGGCAUCAGUCAAUCAGAGCGGUAUCCUUACAUACACACCAAACAGUUUAGAGCCUGUCAAUAUUGGGUAUGUUUAUUGUUGUCAAUAAAACAAUAUUUUAUGUUCAAAAGGGCUCAACUAUUUUAUUAAUAGGGUGCCUUACUUAUAUUAAACUAAUUAAGUAACUAGUAAAUAGUGGAUAUAAUGAGAUGUUAUAUCACUAAUGUUUCUAAAUUGUGAUUGGUGUCAUAAUUUGUAUUAUUCAUUACUUUUCUUCAAAUAAAAAAACUUUAAAAAAAUAAUGAUUUCACUGCUAAAAAUCAAAAUGAGAUAAAUAAUAUUUUAUAAUAAUAACUUCAAAAUGAUAACUUGAAUUGUAAGAGCUUAAUUUAGACAUUUUAACACACACGAAAGAAAGAAAAACAAAAAGGCGAAGAGGAUGUAAGCUUUGUGUUGCUAGAACUAGAACUGCCUAAAUCAGAUGUUUAUACAUUCUUAAGCAUGUACCAAGCUAUAAGAUACAACAUCAGACGGAAAUAGAAACAACUAAUUUUUAGGUGUGAUUACGCCAAAAUCAUGUAGUGAAAAAAAUUAAAUUAAUAUUUAAUUGCACUUUUAAAAGUAGAAUGCUAAGAAAAAUCAUAUAAUAUAAUUUUAAACACACACACAAAAAAAAUGUUUUGUUGAUUUAGAAAUAAUUCAUUUUAUGUCAUAUUUAGUUUUAAAAAAAAAUUAAUAUUGGAACAAAUUUAUAUUUAAUGUUUUGGGUUUGAAUUAUUCCUGCUCACUGAUAUUUUUAAUAUUCAGGGUGCGUGUAAAAGACACCAAGAAUGGCUACUCACCAAUCUUCUAUGUCCCGAUUAUAAUUUGUCCAAGAUGUAGUGGACAUGGUACCUGUGACUUGAAUAACACAAGAAAUAUAGAGUUCUUUGAUGGGCUAGUUCAGGUGCUCAAGUGUGCAUGUCUGCCUGCUUACAUAGGUGAGAGAGAAACCAUAACCUUAAGCUUCUUGACAUACAUAUUUUACUUCUAGCGCAUUGAUGAAUUAAUAACACUAAAAUACAUUAUCACAUGGAUACUAAGGAAAGGAAGUUGUUCAACAUCUUUGAAGGAACCAGUGUUAUCAUAAUUAAUGAUGAAAAUUCUGCACAUAAAUGAAACAAGUUGUUUAAUGUCUUAACAGUUAAUUUUGGUUAGAUUCGAUAAAAUGGAUUGACGUUACUUUUUUCAAAAAAGAGGAGUACACUCAAACAUUUGAAAAUAUCAUUAUUUCAGGCGAUUCUUGUGCAACUGAGAAGGACGCCUGUAAGUCAAAGCCCUGUUCUCAAGGACAAAACUGUACCGACCUGACGGCUGCCCAGCAAGGGAACAGUUCUGUUGGUCAUGUGUGUGGACCAUGUCCUGCUGGGUUUGAGGAUUUGAAUAAAAGGUGUAUAGGUAAGUGUAAUAUUUUAGCACUUUUAACAACUAUCCUGUAUUUUUAUUCCGGCAACUAUAUUCUACGUGAUAAGACCACGGAUAUCUUUUCAUAGAUAACAGUUGAUAAAUAGAUUGCCAAAUUGGUUAUUGUCUUCUGACUAAUAUGAUAUUGAGGAUAAUAGCUUAGGUUCUGCCUCCUCCCAAGAAUUACUGCCAAAUUGACAUUUACCCAAAGCUGGAAAAGGCCCCUUACAAAAAUCCAACACUCAAUGUCCUGGUUGAGAGACUAGCAAUGACAACAUUCCACCAUGGGGCAGACUGUUAAUAAAAACAACUUUGAUUUCACUUUUUACAAAACAAUUAACAAAUAACUUCAACAAAAAACAAAAACCCUUAAAAUACUACAAUCUGUGAAAAUCAAUUUAAAACUGGGGAUAAAAUGAAAUGUCGCCUAAUUUUAAAAAAGAUUUUAAAUAUAUACAUCACAAUUUCAACUUUAACCUGCAGAUAAAGAUGAAUGCAAUGGAACUAAAGUGUGUGAUCAGAUCUGUACCAACACAGAAGGCUCUUACAGGUGCAGCUGUAAUGAUGGGUUCGUUGUUAGUGCUCUGAACCCCAGGACAUGUCUGG